AUGUCGCCGGCCGCUGGAGGUGCCUCGCCCGCGCGAACGGCGGCGGGCAGCUUCGCCCCCGCGCCGGCGCCGACGGCGGCGGCGAUCGGCGCGCCGCCCCGGCCGCAGGAGAAUCUCCGCGAUCCGGCCGCGCAGGCGGAGGGCCCCGAUCCCGGCAAUGCGGCGGCGAGGAAGACGGCGUGGAACGUGCCGCCGCCGCCGCCGGCCCCCGCUGGCGGCGGCAUCAUCGGCGGCGAGGAGUCGUGGCCGGCGCUCGUGGACGCGGCGCCGGGGCGCGCGGGGCCCAACUCGGCCUCCUCCGACUCCCUCAGGUCCCUCUCCGAUGGCUCCGCCCCCUCCGCGCCGGAGGAUUUGAUUGCGCCGUCUGUGGCAUCGCAGCCGGUUUCUAAUCCGAUCUCCACUUCCCCGAGCCCGAGCCCUGCGUCUACUUCCCCUCCUCCCAGCGCUCCCACCACGGCCCCAUCGCCACAGAACGGCAGCCCAAGCCAGCCAGAUUCAGUUCGGCAUGAUAGUGCUGGUCACGCUGGUAACAACCGAGGUACUGCCCAUGACGGUAACAAUGAACUGGUCAGCGCUGGCAAUGAGAGCAGUCGCGGUCGCAGCACUGGUAACAAUAGUAGUGAUGAGAACAGUAGUAGUGGCGGUGAUGGUAACUGGAACGAUGGGGGCCUUGGUGGCGGCAGCAAUCUAAACUCUAGUGUUCACAGUGGAGGCAGCAACCUAAACUCUAGUGUUCACAGUGGAGGCAGCAGCCUCGGCUCUAGUGUUCAUAGUGGCGGCAUUGGGGGCAGUGGUACUGAUAGCAGUAGAAGGGUGCUUAGCAGUAACAACUGGAACGGUAGCGGGCGUGGUGGUGGUGGCAGCAAUGACAGUGGCAAUGGCAGCGGUGACUGGGGAAAUAGAAAUAGCGGUGGUAGAGGUGGCGGCCGCUGGAACAACAAUGGUCGCAAUGAUAGUGGCAGCAGCAAUGGAUUUGGUGGUCGUGGUGGUCGGAAUCGCCGUGACCAUGACAGAGGGGGUAAUUUCUCCCCAAGGAACUAUUCAAGAGCUAUGCCAGUGCAACAACAGCAGCAACAGUCAGGUUUCUAUCAGCCUGGAGCAUUUCAGCGACCACCGCCGCCCCCGCUUGCUACCCAUUUUAUGAUGCCGCCGCCUUAUGGGUCAUAUGUUCCACCCUUUGGUUACCCUGGCGAUGUACAGGCUUUUCCUUACUAUGUCACACCGGUUGAGCAGCAGUUCCAGAACAUGCAACUUGUUCAGCAAUCAAUGCAGCCCUUUGGUGUUCAGCAGGAUCAACAAAGUUUGCAAAAUGAUAUUCGACAUCAGAUUGAACAUUACUUUAGCACCGAUAAUCUUUGCCAUGACACAUACUUGAGAGAACGCAUGGAUGAUCAAGGAUGGGUACCUAUUGACCUGAUCGCGAGUUUCCCGAGGUGUUCCAGGUUCACAAUGUUGGGAGUAGAUACCAACUAUAUACUAGAUUCUCUCCGGGGCUCUGAGCUGUUGGAAGUGCAGGGAAAUAAUAUCAGAAGACGCAAUGAUUGGUCAGCAUGGUUACUUCGCCGAGGACCCCCUCCUUCAAAUUAGGUCCAGUAAAGAUCCAGAUGAUGAGGCAAGACAGAGCUGCUUGUCAUUGCUGGAGAACCGAUUAGAAAGGAUCGUCUAUUUGAUCACGGGCGGGGGAGAGACCUGGUGGUAGAUGGAUCAUGUAUGUACAGAGAGGGUCAUAGUUUCAGUCGGACGAUUUUGUUUGCCUAGGUCAGACAUGUUGACUUGCACGUGGAAGCACAUCAAAGGCAUAUCAAGGGGGACAAACACACCAAAUAAUAGGAAAUAAAUUCCAAAAAGCACAAAUCAUUUUCUCUUUUGUAUGUAUAUAUUUCUGUCUGAGAUUAUACUAUCCUUGUCAUGUUGGAUGAUGUCCCGUUCACUUUUGUGCAUGUUCUAUGAUAUUUAUCUUGGGAUUAUACCGUCAUUUGGGGCGCA
Molecule: messenger RNA, 1986 nt
Organism: Lolium rigidum
Lineage: Eukaryota; Viridiplantae; Streptophyta; Magnoliopsida; Poales; Poaceae
Product: la-related protein 1B-like
Exons: 7
Coding region: 1-1587 (528 amino acids)
Cellular component (GO): nucleus
Molecular function (GO): mRNA binding
Source: RefSeq, a predicted model, not a curated record